Medicago truncatula (barrel medic) is the source of this 2389-nucleotide messenger RNA. Its product is annotated as 65-kDa microtubule-associated protein 3. Gene Ontology annotation, biological process: microtubule cytoskeleton organization. The record is from RefSeq and is a predicted model, not a curated record. Gene Ontology annotation, cellular component: spindle; cytoplasm. The transcript has 13 exons. NCBI's taxonomy places the organism in Eukaryota, Viridiplantae, Streptophyta, Magnoliopsida, Fabales, Fabaceae. Gene Ontology annotation, molecular function: microtubule binding. Bases 157 to 2289 code for a protein of 710 amino acids.
ACAAAGAAACUUUCUCUCUCUCUCUCUCUCUCUCUCUCUCUCUCAAAUUCACAAACCUGCAUUUUCCUGGAAAACCCCAUUUUCAUUUUCUUGAGAAAAAAGAAAGCCAUUCAAUUCCUUUUUCAUCACUAAACUUGUUGAUAAAGGUGCUCCAAAAUGCAUAAACCUCAUAAUGAUCAUCCUCUUCCGCAAGCUGAAACAACAUGUGGAUCACUUCUUCAAGAACUUCAGAUAAUAUGGCAUGAAGUUGGUGAGUCUGAGUCUGAAAAAGAUAGGAUGUUGUAUGAGCUUGAACAAGAGUGUCUAGAAGUAUACAGAAGAAAGGUAGAUAAAGCAAAUUGCUCUAGAGCUCAACUUAGGCAAGAAAUUGCUGAUUCCGAGGCAGAACUUACAGCUAUCUGUUCAGAAAUGGGAGAGCGACCUGUACAUAGUAGACAGUCUGGUCAAAAGGCUAGAAGCUUGAAGGAAGAGCUAGCAAUGAUUCUCCCGGAGUUGGAGGAAAUGCAAAAACGAAAGUAUGAGCGUAGAAAUCAAUUCAAAGAAGUUCAAGAGCAGAUUCACAGUAUAUCAAACGAGAUUUCUGGUCCAAGUGAAAACGUCCCACUCGUUGUAGAUGAAACCGAUUUGUCAUUGAGGAAACUUGAAGAAUUGCACAGACAACUUCAUACACUUCAAAAGGAGAAGAGUGAUCGUCUCAAGAAGGUCCAAGACAAUCUGCACACUUUAAGUUCUCUCUGUUCAGUACUUGGUUUAGACUUUAAGCAGACAGUUAGCGAAGUCCAUCCUAGUUUAGGAAAUUCGGAAGGAUCCAGGAGUGUAAAUAACGAUACCAUAAGCCAAUUGGCUUUAUCUAUACAAGAACUGAGAGGAGUGAAAUUGCAGAGAAUGCAAAAGCUUCAAGAUCUAGCAACAUCAUUAUUGGAGCUCUGGAAUUUGAUGGAUACGCCGAUUGAAGAACAACAGGUGUUUCAGAAUGUUACAUGUAACAUCGCAGCUUCAGAACAUGAAGUAACUGAACCAAACACCUUGUCUGAAGAGUUCAUUAAUCAUGUGGAGGCAGAAGUAUCUAGAUUAGAGGACUUAAAAUCAAGCAAAAUGAAAGAGCUUGUUUGGAAAAAAAGAGCCGAGCUAGAGGAGAUUUGUAGAAAGACUCAUUUGGUUCAAGAAUCUGAUGCUGCGAUCGAAAAGGCUAUUGAGUCUGGAUCUGUAGACCCUGCUUAUGUGCUUGAACAAAUUGAGCGUCAGAUUUCCCAAGUCAAAGAGGAAGCUUUUAGCAGAAUAGAAAUACUUGAAAAUGUUGAGAAGUGGUUAUCGGCAUGUGACGAAGAGUCUUGGCUGGAGGAGUAUAGCAGAGAUGAAAACCGUUACAAUGCUGGUAGAGGUACUCAUCUAAAUCUUAAGCGAGCAGAGAAAGCCCGUAUCUUGGUGAACAAAAUUCCAGCAAUGACAGACAAAUUGACUUCAAAAGCAGUAGCAUGGGAAAAGGAUAAAAGCACCGAGUUCGUAUAUGAUGGUGUCCGUUUAGUUUCUAUGCUUGAAGACUACAUCUUAUUACGGCAAGAAAAGGAGCAAGAACGUCGUAGACAGCGGGACUUGAAGAAACUUCAGGUACAAAUGAUAGCAGAGCAGGAAGUACUGUAUGGGUCGAAAAGCCCUUCAAAGGCCCAGAGUGCAAGAAAAGCGCCUAGGACACCAAAUGGAAGUGCGGCUAAUAGAAGAGGUACCUUUGGAGGAUCAGUGCUAAAACCUGAUUCAAAAGCUACUCAAUCAAGCUCCACAAGGAAGACUGACAAAGUAAACCAAAUUGAGCAAACAAAUAACCUAGACGAUGCCAUUUCAUGUUUCUCAUCAGCUAGAAGAGGAUUUGAUAUUGCUGAUUUCCCUACGAGAAAAUACUCAUUUGGUGCUGGAAUUGUUCGGGAUAUCGAAUCUCCUUUGACACGACAACCUUUUACUACCAUCUCAUCAACAAUAUCAUCACUAGAGAAUGUGGAAAAUGCUGCAGAUGAAUUUAGUAUGCAGAAGCAGAAUUUGCAGAAAACAUUAGCAGCUAACAAUUUGCCACUCACUACUACUACUACUAUCUCAAAGACAGACGCAGUGGUCGAUGAAGAGAAUAGAACUCCAAAAGAAAAUCCUAUUCCUGUCUCCACCACCACUACUACUACACCAAAGACAGUGUCAAUUCCUAUGAAUACAGCCAUGACUCCGGCUCAUUUCGGAGGUGACUUGAUUCAAGAUAUUGAAUAUUCCUUUGAGGAAAUAAGGCUUGGUUUUUUGUUAGCAUGACAUUUUGAUUUAGUUUUUAGUUUUUUAUAGUGAUGGUAAUCUCAACAAGUCAAUUGUACUUGGCUUUCAGGUUGUGUAUAUACAUAGUCUACUUUUUGAA